AUGUCCCACUGCUGGGCAAAGGCCUCCCUAUCUCGCUUCCACACCUCCCGAUCUUUCGACACCAGUCUCGACGAUAGGCGUCUAGAUCGUCAUGCCUUUUUUUCUGGAGCCUACCCCGUCUGCGCUUUCCAUCCACCACAGAGGAUAGCGCACACGCUCCGAAGGGGUCCUGGCCACAUUCCCAAGCAAGCCUUGGAUUGGAAUCCCCAAGGGGAAAGAAAGCGUGGCCGUCGACGACAAACCUGGCGUCGCACCGUACUGGCAGAAGCGACGGGCAUUGGUAUGACAUGGCGUGAGGUAAAGCGUGAAGCUCAAGACAGAUCGCGAUGGAGAACUUCAGUGGACGCUCUCUGCCCCGUCGAAGGGACACAGGGUAUUAAGUCAAAUCUCCUGAACAAUCUCCGCCAAUACAGCGGGGAUACUAUCUACCAGUCAGCUAACACGCCGCGGCAGAACCAGCAAUGUCUGCGCAUCUUCGACCUGUCCGAAUAUCGCCAGGUGUUAAGCGAUAUCGCCGUCUGGAUAUACCAGGGCCUAAUCCACCUCCUAGAACGCCAAUUAGAACGGCUAAUAAUCCCGGCUAUCCUGGAACACGAGGAGAUCAGUGGCCUCUCAGGGCCUACAGCCAGGCCUCCCCAGGCCGGGGCAGGCCCACAGAGGCUGAAGCAGGAACUAUCGGCCACACACGACCACCUUCACACCUUCGCUGUUGAUCAGCCAUUACGAUUGAUGAUAUUUAAACAGUUAUUCUACUACAUAUGCGCGUACAGUUUGAACCAGCUCCUCCUGCGUAAGGACCUGUGCUGCUGGGCCAAGGGUCUGCAGAUCAGGUACAACAUCUCCCAUCUAGAGACCUGGAUCAAGGAGCAUCUAGCCGAGUACGGCCAGAAGAGCGUUGAAGAAAUACUAGGCGUUUUGAAGCCCAUUACUCAAGCGGUACAGUUGCUUCAAGCGCGUAAAUCGAUGCAGGACGUCCAGAGCACUGUGGAUAUGUGCGCUAACUUAACCGCUAUGCAAGUCUGCAAGAUAUUGAACAUGUACACUCCCGCCGAGGAGUACGAAGUGAAAGUGACAAGAGAGUUCAUACACGAAAUACAGAAGAAAAUGCAGGAGAAGACAGGAGCCAACCCCGAUAAGGAUCCUCAAAAUCUUCUGAUGGACACGAAGAUGAUAUUCUCGGUACAAUUCCCCUUCAACCCCUCAUCAAUACGAUUGGAGGCGAUAGAGUUACCCGAAGUCCUAGAAUUGGAAGGUCUACUCACAAAAAUAUAAAAAGACCAAGUAGACCGGAGAAGACCGUUAAAUUAGGGUGAAUAAAUAAGCUUAUAGCUGUUUUAGAUUUUAUUUAUGAACGUUUAGAAUAUGGUCUACUGGUUAUAUUAUAGAAAUUUGAGUAGACCAUAGAAGACCAUUAUAGAAUUUAUGUAAAUCAACAAUGAUUGUUAUUUUAUAUUAAUUUGUGCAUAGCUGAAAACGUAAUAUAGUUAAAAGACCUAACGAGACCAUAGAAAUAAGAAGGUAAAUGUUCAAAUGAUAGAUUAGUUUUGUUAUAACAUUCCAUAGUUGUAGGUCUUUUCACAAAAAGACCGAGUAGACCGACAGACCAUAGAUGAAAUUAUGAAAUAGUUAUUAAUAAGAAAUAAGAAACACAAUAAUAGAAUGCAUAAUAAUGUAUUU
Molecule: messenger RNA, 1677 nt
Organism: Spodoptera exigua (beet armyworm)
Lineage: Eukaryota; Metazoa; Arthropoda; Insecta; Lepidoptera; Noctuidae
Source: the annotation of a GenBank genome assembly